AUGGCAAGCAGUUGGCUUUCAUUUCUGCUUCUGCUGCUGCUCAGUGUGAGCGAGCAGACUGCAAAAGCAAACGUGGUAGACGAUGGCUUGAGGCUGGCAGGACAAAUGUUUGGCAUUAAUACGGCCGCAGAUGUGGCUAAUCUGGUGGCCAAGGCAUUCUCCCGGGUGUCUACGCGCAAGAAGCCAGAUUUGAUGAGCGUGCUGCAGCAGGGCAUCGAAUCGCAGCGUCAGCAGCAGUUGGAGCAGGAGGAGGAGCAGCAGCAAGAGGAGGACAAUGCGGAACAGGAAACUGAGCAGGAGAAUGCACAAGAGUCGCCGCCUGUGGAUAGCGACAAUCGCCGCCGACCCAUGCAGCUGAACACCGUGCAAAUGCUAACAAAUAUGAUGCGCAUGAUUGGCUUCGAUCCACGCAAGCUGGGCGCACUGGCUCUCAAUGCAAUUGUGAUGAUUGCCCAAGCGAUCGGCAGCACGAUCAUGCAGGCAACACGGGGCGGCAACGGCGGUAAUCCAGACACUGGACCCGAGGCGCUCUUCGAGCCCAACGAACACCAGCCACGCUCUCUGUCGCCCGGCAGCCCCAUCGAUUGGUUUUUGAAACGUCCGGGCGCCCAUACCCAGCGCAUGCUGCGUCGCAUCAUGGACCGCCGGCUGCCCGAGCACAUUGUCGACAUGAUUGAGUCCAAGGAGUCGGCGAAUGGCAACGAGGCUGCCUGCCUGAAGCUGCUCAUGUGCAAGAGCUCGCCCAUUAUUUGGGGCAUGCAGAACUCGCUGGAGAAGCGCUUGGCUGGCGAGCAGGAGGAGUACGACGAGCAGAGCUACAUGAAUGCAAAUGCAUUCUUCAAGUAUAUGCCCAGCCUGGAUGAGUUCAGGCAGCACAGCGAGAGCUGUGAGUCGCGCUUUGCCAAAUAUUGUCCACGCAAUGGCACAUUGAAGACGGCCUAACAAAUAUACAUACAUAUAUUAUAUUCCAGGCUGAUGGAAUAGAAAUUUCACAAUGUUUUUGUUUUUUACUUA
Molecule: messenger RNA, 1014 nt
Organism: Drosophila navojoa
Lineage: Eukaryota; Metazoa; Arthropoda; Insecta; Diptera; Drosophilidae
Source: RefSeq, a predicted model, not a curated record